Messenger RNA from Necator americanus (New World hookworm), 240 nucleotides. RefSeq lists its product as uncharacterized. The record is from RefSeq and is a predicted model, not a curated record. The transcript is spliced from 2 exons. NCBI's taxonomy places the organism in Eukaryota, Metazoa, Nematoda, Chromadorea, Rhabditida, Ancylostomatidae. The coding region runs from base 1 to 240 and encodes 79 amino acids.
AUGCCCAGAUCAGGUUCUUUGACGUACACCACCGAGCGUCUCGUCUGUACUUUGCAGGAGCUCAAUGACAAUGCUAGCGUGGGAGAGAUGCGAAGACGCUCUGAGAUGCCACUGCCCUGGCGAUUACGGAGGUAUGGAACUAUGCCAGGUUCAGGUGACGACGCACCACACUUUCCACUGUGGCUUCGUCGUCUAGAAGACGUAACGCGGCUACAUAGGCAUUUGAGGGCCCACAUUUGA